AUGCGGAUUCUUCUGGUACUGUUUCCAUUCCUGGUUAGGUUUUCAGACACGUGUGCACCUACCAGAGCGACGACACCAAUUGUCUGUGCUUGUUCCACAUCAGAAGUUGCUUUGUUGUACCGAAUUGAUGGUAGUGAUGGCGGAGCUGAAGCAAUUCAACCGGUUGGAGAAGUAACAACAUCCGAUGCGAACAACUGUCCCACCGAAUACACAAUAACAUGUACUCUACCUGAAGGUUCGUCUGGAAAUGUCAUCAUGAUGUUCCAAGAUUCGGUCAGUGGAAGUAUAACACAAAGCACUAUCCCUCUCGCAUGUACUGAUGGAAAUUGGCUGUAUUUGGAUGAACCCAAUGGGCAAACGUAG
Molecule: messenger RNA, 363 nt
Organism: Caenorhabditis remanei
Lineage: Eukaryota; Metazoa; Nematoda; Chromadorea; Rhabditida; Rhabditidae
Exons: 3
Coding region: 1-363 (120 amino acids)
Source: RefSeq, a predicted model, not a curated record